Molecule: messenger RNA, 3183 nt
Organism: Microtus oregoni (creeping vole)
Lineage: Eukaryota; Metazoa; Chordata; Mammalia; Rodentia; Cricetidae
Gene: Adam12
Product: ADAM metallopeptidase domain 12
Exons: 25
Coding region: 1-3183 (1060 amino acids)
Biological process (GO): proteolysis
Molecular function (GO): metalloendopeptidase activity
Source: RefSeq, a predicted model, not a curated record
AUGACCCUGAAAACCUGUCAGCUCCUCAUGGGCACUGGAAAUGGCGAGGCCACAGUAAAGGUCCUGCUGCAUCUGAAGUUGCCAGCAGCUAACAGCCCAGUCAUCCUUUCCAGCCUCAGUCUGGAAAGCUGGACCCCGCCGCCGCGUGUGCUCUUGGCUGCCCGCGCCCAGGCCCCGUGGCCACAUCAUCCUGAGGCUGGGAAGUGUGCGUUCCCGCGCCGUCGCCGCCACGGAGCCGGGUCUACGCGGGCGGCCCGUACUCGGUGUCCGGGGACAUCCUGCAUCCAGUCGCCCCCGGGAGUGGGCGGGACCGGGGCGGGCAGGGACCCCGGAGCGGUCUCUAGGACCCGCGGGACGCCGCUGGCGGGCGGGACUCAGGGCAGUAGGACUUCCCCCGGCUCUGCGCCCGCGUGGGAUGCUGCAGCGCUGGCUGCUGGGCCCCCGAAGCAGCUGCACGCCAGGCCGGCGACAAUGGCAGAGCGCCCGCCGAGGCGCGCGCCCCCCGCCCGCGCCCUCCUGCUGGCCCUGGCCGGGGCCCUGCUGGCGCCCCAGGCGGCCCGAGGGGUGAAUUUAUGGGACGAGAGAAGAGCUUAUGAAGUGGCCAGAGCCUCCCUUCUGAGCAAGGACCCUGGGGUCCCAGGACAGAGCUUCCCAGCAAAGGAUCAUCCAGAUGUGCUGACUGUGCAGCUGCAGCUGGAGAGCCGAGAACUGAUCCUAAGUCUGGAAAGGAACGAGGGACUCAUUGCCAAGGGCUUCAUGGAGACCCAUUAUCUGCAGGAUGGCACUGACGUCUCCUCCACUCGAAACUACACCGAUCACUGUUAUUACCACGGACACGUGCAAGGAGAUGCUGCCUCAAUGGUCAGCCUCAGCACUUGCUCAGGUCUCAGGGGGCUUAUCGUGUUUGAAAAUAAGACCUACAUCUUAGAGCCGAUGAAGAACACCACCGACAGGUACAAACUCGUCCCAGCUGAGAACAUGAAGAGCAUCCAGGGCUUGUGUGGGUCACAUCAUAACCAUUCCAGCCUCACCAUGGAAGCUGUCUCCACUGAACCCUCUCAAAUGUGGUCAAGAAGGCAUAAAAGAGAGACCCUUAAAAUGACCAAGUACGUGGAGCUGGUGAUUGUGGCAGACAACCGAGAGUUUCAGAGGCAAGGAAAAGAUCUGGAGAAAGUCAAGCAGCGGUUAAUAGAAAUCGCUAAUCACGUUGACAAGUUUUACAGACCCCUGAACAUCCGGAUCGUUCUGGUAGGGGUGGAAGUGUGGAACGACAUCGACAAAUGCUCUAUAAGCCAGGACCCAUUCACCAGUCUCCACGAAUUUCUGGACUGGAGGAAGAUAAAGCUUCUACCUCGCAAAUCCCACGACAACGCCCAGCUUAUCAGUGGGGUUUAUUUCCAAGGAACCACCAUCGGCAUGGCACCCAUCAUGAGCAUGUGCACCGCAGAGCAGUCUGGGGGAGUCGUCAUGGACCAUUCAGACAGCCCCCUUGGCGCUGCCGUGACCUUGGCACAUGAGCUGGGCCACAAUUUCGGAAUGAACCAUGACACCCUGGAGAGGGGCUGUAGCUGCAGAAUGGCGGCAGACAGAGGAGGCUGCAUCAUGAACCCUUCCACCGGGUUCCCGUUCCCCAUGGUGUUCAGCAGCUGUAGCAGGAAGGACCUGGAGACUAGCCUGGAGAAGGGAAUGGGGAUGUGCCUCUUCAACCUGCCAGAGGUCAAGCAGGCCUUUGGGGGCCGGAAGUGUGGAAAUGGCUACGUGGAAGAGGGAGAAGAGUGUGACUGCGGGGAACCAGAGGAAUGUACCAAUCGCUGCUGUAACGCCAGCACCUGCACUCUGAAGCCGGAUGCUGUGUGCGCGCAUGGGCAGUGCUGCGAGGACUGCCAGCUGAAGCCUCCAGGGACUGCAUGCAGACCCUCCAGCAAUUCCUGUGACCUCCCAGAAUUCUGUACAGGGACUGCCCCUCACUGCCCAGCAAACGUGUACCUUCAUGAUGGGCACCCGUGUCAGGGAGUGGAUGGUUACUGCUACAACGGCAUCUGCCAGACCCACGAGCAACAGUGUGUCACACUCUGGGGACCAGGUGCUAAACCAGCCCCUGGCAUCUGCUUCGAGAGAGUGAACUCCGCAGGGGAUCCUUAUGGCAACUGUGGCAAAGACUCCAAGAGCGCCUUCGUCAAAUGCGAGAUGAGAGAUGCCAAGUGUGGAAAAAUCCAGUGUCAAGGUGGCGCCAGUCGACCAGUCAUUGGUACCAAUGCCGUUUCCAUAGAAACAAAUAUCCCACAGCAGGAAGGAGGUCGGAUUCUGUGCCGGGGGACCCAUGUGUACUUGGGCGAUGACAUGCCAGAUCCAGGGCUUGUGCUCUCAGGAACAAAGUGUGCAGAAGGAAAAAUCUGCCUCAAUCGUCGAUGUCAGAAUGUCAGCGUCUUUGGGGUUCACAAGUGUGCAAUGCAGUGCCAUGGCCGAGGGGUGUGUAACAACAGGAAGAACUGCCACUGUGAGGCCCACUGGGCCCCUCCCUUCUGUGACAAGUUUGGUUUUGGAGGAAGCACAGAUAGUGGGCCCAUCCGGCAAGCAGAUAACCAGGGCUUGACUGUAGGGAUCCUGGUGAGCAUCCUGUGUCUGCUGGCCGCUGGAUGUGUGGUGUAUCUCAAAAGGAAGACCUUGAUGCGUCUGCUGUUCACACAUAAGAAAACCACCAUAGAAAAGCUGAGGUGUGUGCACCCUUCUCGGACACCCAGUGGUUCUCACCUUGGCCAGGCUCACCCCACCCUCGGAAAAGGCCUGCUGAUGAGCCGGCCACCACAUCCCAACACCCCCAAGGACAGGCCAUUACUGCAAAGCCAGAAGAUUGACAUCAGCAGGCCCCUCAACACUCGAGCCGUCCCUCAUCCCCAGUCACCUCGGCGAGUGCUCCCACCUCUCCACCAGGCCCCACGCGCACCUAGCGGCCCUGCCAGGCCCCUGCCUGCCAAUCCUGCACUCAGGCAGGCCCAGGGCACCCACAAACCCAGCCCUCCUCAGAAGCCUCUGCCUGCUGAUCCAUUGAGCAGGGCAUCUCGGCUCACUAGUGCCUUGGUGAGGACCCCAGGGCAGCAAGAGCCUGGGUUCCGCCCAGCCCCAAACAGACCUGCUCCUAAGCACCAAGUGCCCCGAUCUUCCCACAAUGCCUACAUCAAGUGA